This is a messenger RNA of Cicer arietinum (chickpea), 1583 nucleotides long. RefSeq names its product GDSL esterase/lipase At5g08460. Gene Ontology annotation, molecular function: hydrolase activity, acting on ester bonds. The record is from RefSeq and is a predicted model, not a curated record. Lineage: Eukaryota; Viridiplantae; Streptophyta; Magnoliopsida; Fabales; Fabaceae.
UCUUUCAGAUUAAAUACCAAAAUAACGCACCAACGGAUCUCUACUUAACAACACACUUCAACCACCGUGCCGGUGACCGAGUUCCUGUCUCUUCCCAACUCGGAACUCACUCCAUCCUCAACAACUUUCUGUUGUUCUCUUCUUCUUCUUCUUCUUCUUCUUGGCUCAGAUUAGAAGAAGAAAAAUCUGAAUAUCCAAACGAGAGAGAAAGAGAAUGAAUGUAGAACCAGCAAGAACAAGAUAAUGGACGCGAGCAUUAUUGUAUACCUAAUAGUAAUAUCUAUUCUACUAUCUUUCACUCCCUCAACUGCAGAACCUCUAGCUCCUGCAUUCUUCGUCAUCGGAGACUCCUCCGUCGAUUCCGGAACCAACAAUUUUCUUGGCACUUUUGCCCGCGCCGAUCACCCUCCUUAUGGAAGAGAUUUUGACACUCAUCAACCUACCGGAAGAUUCUCCAAUGGAAGAAUACCCGUCGAUUUUCUUGCUCUGCGCCUUGGACUUCCUUUUGUGCCAAGUUAUCUUGGUCAGAACGGAGCUGUGGAGGAUAUGAUUCAUGGUGUGAAUUACGCAUCUGCCGGCGCAGGCAUUAUUGCAUCAAGUGGCUCUGAAUUGGGUCAGCAUAUUUCCUUCACUCAGCAAAUUCAACAAUUUACUGACACAUUUCAGCAGUUUAUAUUAACUAUGGGAGAGGAUAAUGCAACUACUCUCAUUUCCAAUUCCAUCCUUUAUAUCUCUAUUGGAAUCAAUGACUACAUUCAUUACUAUUUGCUCAAUGUAUCCAAUGUCAAUAAUUUGUACCUUCCAUGGCACUUCAACCAGUUUUUAGCAUCUUCACUUAGGCGAGAAUUAAAGAACUUGUACAACUUAAAUGUUAGGAAAAUUGUGGUAAUGGGACUUGCCCCAAUUGGUUGUGCCCCUCACUACUUGUGGGAGUAUGGUACCGAUAAUGGAGAAUGUGUUGAGCAGAUAAAUGACAUGGCCAUUGAAUUUAACUUUCUCAUGAGACACAUCGUUGAAAAACUUGCUGAGGAGCUCCGUGAUGCCAAUAUCAUCUUCUGUGACGUGUACGAAGGUUCCAUGGAUAUUUUAAAGAAUCAUGAUCAAUAUGGUUUUAACAUCACAUCCGAGGCUUGCUGUGGAUUUGGGAAGUACAAGGGUUGGUUCAUGUGUUUAUCGCCGGAAAUGGCGUGCAGUAAUGCUUCCAACUAUAUCUGGUGGGAUCAGUUCCAUCCAACUGAUACAGUGAAUGCAAUUCUGGCAGACAAUAUAUGGAAUGGUCAGCACACUAAAAUGUGUUAUCCUAUGCACUUGCAGGACAUGGUAAUUCAGAAGGCAAAAUAAUGUUGUGUGAUUUUAGGUGCUAAUUUUUCUGCAUCUAUUGCUUAAAAAGAACUAUGUAUAUACAUAUAAAGCUGUACAGUGGUUAUCUCUUGUAUUUGUGCAAAAACUGAUACUUAGUCCAAAGAAAUUAUAUCUCAUAUACCAAAUGGACACUGACUUUGGAUGCACUGAUAUUUUCACCUUCAUUGGAACAAAUAUGGUUAACCACCCCUACUGUCGGGUGUGGUAUGUUCAGUUUUCAA